AGGCAUUGCUAGUGAUGAAAAACAAACCAGCUAUACAUCUCCCUCUCUUUUCUCUUAUUAAUGCGCAAAGUAUGGGAAAGCUUAGGGAUCACCGUUGUCACAAGAGCAAAAAUCCCACCAAAGCUAAGAAAAAUCCCAUCAAGAUCAAAUAUAUUUCUAGUCCGAUGAUGGUUAAAGCUAGCAAUGCUGAUGAGUUUCGCGCAAUCGUUCAAGAACUUACAGGCCGAAAUUCUGAUGUUGGAGAGCCUAGCAAUGUUCCGACGACACUCCCUGAGGAAGCAAAUCAAGUUCAUUCUCCUUUUCAUGUUGAUUCACCACCUGCGAAGGUUGAUGAUAAAAGUUUGUUGGAUACAUUCCAAGAUGAUAUGUCCUCGCUAGAGUUCGAUGAAGGGUUUCUUUGGAGAGCUGUCCCUGAGAACUUGUUUGGGUUUCAAUCUCCUUUCAUUUUUGUAUGACUAUAAGUUACACCAGUAUUAGCUAGAAUUUCUUGCUUAAUUUUAUUUCCUUUUUUUUUAUGUUCACGGAUGAAUGCAGGAAGCUAGCUAGAGUUAAAAUGGUUCAUGAAUGUAGAUGUAGAUUAAUGUCGAGUUGCCUGGAAAUAUGAAAUUCUAGCUAAAGGGGAUGAAAAACCAAGCCAAAUUAUUGUUAUGAUGCUGAA
Messenger RNA from Theobroma umbraticum, 658 nucleotides. The record is from RefSeq and is a predicted model, not a curated record. NCBI's taxonomy places the organism in Eukaryota, Viridiplantae, Streptophyta, Magnoliopsida, Malvales, Malvaceae.